AUGGGGGCCCGCCCGCGCGAUACACCCGCCACAGAAGGCUCAUAUGGUUUCGUUUAUGGAGUGUCGGGACCUGUCGUUACAGCUGAAAAGAUGGCUGGAUCUGCAAUGUAUGAGCUUGUUCGGGUUGGCCAUUCCGAAUUGAUAGGCGAAAUCAUUCGUCUUGAGGGCGAUUAUGCGACGAUUCAAGUUUACGAAGAGACGUCAUCCGUCACUAUCGGUGAUCCUGUGCUUCGCACGGGCAAGCCGCUGUCUGUUGAGCUUGGUCCAGGAAUUAUGGGAUCAAUUUUUGAUGGAAUUCAACGCCCUCUGAAAGAAAUUGCUGAUAUGACGAAGUCGAUUUAUAUUCCGAAAGGAGUAUCAACAAGAGUUUUCACGCUGUCUCGUGAAAAUCGCUGGGAUUAUACUGUUGGCAAAGGAGUAACUGUAGGCUCCCAUGUAACUGGUGGUGACGUGAUAGGAUAUAUACAGGAGAAUUUACUUAUUAAGCAUAAGAUUAUGGUCCCACCGAAUUCAUGUGGUACUGUGACUUUUGUCGCGCCAUCUGGACAGUAUACCGUAGAAGAUGUGCUGCUUGAAUUGGAGUUUGGAGGGACCAAGGAGAGGCUUACUAUGCUUCAAAUUUGGCCCGUAAGGAAUCCCCGUCCUUGCGCUGAGAAGAUGGCCGCCAACUAUCCCCUUUUAUGUGGUCAAAGAGUGUUAGAUGCUCUUUUCCCAUGUGUGCAAGGAGGAACCACAGCCAUCCCCGGCGCGUUCGGUUGCGGGAAGACGGUAAUUUCCCAGUCUUUGUCCAAGUACUCCAACUCUGAUGCAAUCAUCUAUGUCGGAUGCGGAGAACGCGGCAACGAAAUGUCUGAGGUAUUGCGUGAUUUCCCUAAACUGACAAUGGAAGUAGAUGGAGUUACAACUUCGAUUAUGAAAAGAACUGCUCUCGUAGCAAAUACUUCAAAUAUGCCCGUAGCUGCUCGAGAAGCUUCUAUCUAUACAGGAAUUACCUUAGCCGAAUAUUUCCGCGAUAUGGGAUUGCAUGUAGCUAUGAUGGCUGACUCGACCUCUCGUUGGGCUGAAGCACUUCGUGAGAUUUCCGGACGUCUAGGAGAAAUGCCUGCUGACUCGGGUUACCCAGCUUACCUGGCUGCUCGACUGGCUUCCUUCUAU
Cylicostephanus goldi is the source of this 1155-nucleotide messenger RNA. The record is from the annotation of a GenBank genome assembly. NCBI's taxonomy places the organism in Eukaryota, Metazoa, Nematoda, Chromadorea, Rhabditida, Strongylidae.